AGCUCUGAACUAAGCUACGUGAAGAUCGAGUGAGAUGUGAAAGCGUGACAGUCAUACGUACAGGAAACCUUGAAUCAUUUCUGAGCUUCCUGGAACACGUCGUAGAGAGCUUAUCGUUGUGUUUACUAAUGAUGAUCCCAUCGCUGUUGGCCGGCUUAGAAAAUGUCCAGCUGUACCAGCACCUCCAUCUUAGGCACGCGCAACAGCAGCCGACUCAUUGGGGCUCUUCAGAGAUGUGUGCCGACGUCCCCAGUGAUACCAUUUCGUAACCAAGCGUAGGGAGCGGAGCGCGGCCACCGCAAUGGUGUUUUCUUUAUCCGGGGGAAAAAGAUAUAUGUUGGGGAAAGGAGGAAAGCGGAAGUUUGACGAGCAUGAAGAUGGGUUGGAAGGCAAAGUGGUGUCUCCUACUGACGGUCCCUCUAAGGUGUCGUACACCUUACAGCGUCAGACUAUCUUCAACAUUUCCCUUAUGAAACUUUAUAACCACAGGCCAUUAACCGAGCCAAGCUUGCAAAAGACAGUUUUAAUUAACAACAUGCUGAGGCGAAUCCAGGAAGAACUCAAACAAGAAGGCAGCUUGAGGCCCGUGUUUGUGACCGCAUCGCAGCCCGCCGACCCUCUCAGCGACAACUUCCGCGAGGCCCAGCCGGCCUUCAGCCACCUCGCCUCCCCGUCCCUGCUCCCCACUGACUUGGUAAGCACUACGCCCCUGGAGUCCUGCCUCACCCCGGCCUCUUUGCUCGAGGACGACACUUUUUGCACUUCCCCGACCGUCCAGCACGACGGUCCGACGAAACUACCACCUCCUGCUCUCCAGCCAGUCAAGGACAGCUUCUCCUCAGCCUUGGAUGAAAUCGAGGAGCUCUGUCCCGCACCUACCUCCGCAGAGGCAGUAGCAGUAGCAGCCGAAUCAGCCGCCGGUGACUCUAAAGCCCACCCCUGCGAGUCCAGCGUUCCCAAGCCCGAGGGCGUCGCGGAGAGCAGAACGGCCGAAUCCAAACUCAUGGAGCCGCUCCCUGGCAACUUCGAGAUCACGACUUCCACAGGUUUCCUCACAGACUUGACCCUGGAUGACAUUCUGUUCGCUGACAUUGACACGUCCAUGUAUGAUUUUGACCCCUGCACGUCGGCCGCAGGGGCCGCCUCCAAAAUGGCGCCCGUCUCGGCGGACGAGCUCCUAAAGACGCUGGCGCCGUACAGCAGUCAGCCAGUAACUCCAAAUCAGCCUUUCAAAAUGGACCUCACAGAACUGGAUCACAUCAUGGAGGUGCUUGUUGGGUCUUAAAGUAUAGAAAUAGAGCAACUCUCUCUCUUUCUCUCUCUCUCUCUGUCUUUUUAUUUUUAUUUUUUCGUUUUAAGUACCAGUAUAUACACUCGGUAGUAUUUCCAUCGUCCCUCCCACCCGAUUCACAGCACUGUGCAUGCGUCCUUGCUUGCCUUUUUGGAAAAGAAAAGGAUCACACUAGUUUUUGCUUCAAGCAGAGUUGGAGUGCCUUCAUCCAUGUACGACCACUUCUAAUGUAUUUUUUUCCAAGUGGUUCCUCAAGGAAGACCGAAUAUCCCGGUAUAGGAAAGAAUACAUAUUGUAGACGAUGUUAUGUUAUUACAGA
Molecule: messenger RNA, 1610 nt
Organism: Meleagris gallopavo (turkey)
Lineage: Eukaryota; Metazoa; Chordata; Aves; Galliformes; Phasianidae
Source: RefSeq, a predicted model, not a curated record